Molecule: messenger RNA, 201 nt
Organism: Necator americanus (New World hookworm)
Lineage: Eukaryota; Metazoa; Nematoda; Chromadorea; Rhabditida; Ancylostomatidae
Exons: 1
Coding region: 1-201 (66 amino acids)
Source: RefSeq, a predicted model, not a curated record
AUGCGAAAGCUGGAGUGGGACGACAUGGGAGUGAAAAUUGAUGGUCGUCGGCUACACCAUUUGCGACUUGUUGAUGACAUCGUUCUGAUAACACCUAGCAUCAGUCAAGCGGAACGAAUGCUGACCGAAUUCGACGAAACAUGUGGAUGCAUCGAUCUUCAGCUGAAUCUGGAAAAGACGAUGUUCAUGCGUAACGGAUGA